Molecule: messenger RNA, 835 nt
Organism: Miniopterus natalensis
Lineage: Eukaryota; Metazoa; Chordata; Mammalia; Chiroptera; Miniopteridae
Gene: NPVF
Product: neuropeptide VF precursor
Biological process (GO): neuropeptide signaling pathway; negative regulation of gonadotropin secretion
Molecular function (GO): signaling receptor binding
Source: RefSeq, a predicted model, not a curated record
UAGGAGCUCCUUUUUAAUGAGGAAAAUUAUUUUCAAAGUUAAUGAAUUUGUAAGCAGAAACACUGCUGUCUUCCAGAAUGAACUGCCCACAUUCCUUACAUACAUAUUUUAGUUAAACACGCUAAUGAACGUUGGUACUUAAAACAUGUGGGAUUGAUUUCCCUGGUAAAGCGAACUUCCCUUUGUUUUUAGACAGUAUAAAAAGACCACAGUUUCCCUUCUUAUAGACAUCAAGCUGCACAUACAAGCUUAAUUCCGGAGUUUGGAUGAAAUGGAAGUUAUUUCAUCAAAAUUCGUUUUAUUGACCUUAGCCACUUCAAGCUUGUUAACACCAAACAUCUUCUGUGCAGAUGAAUUAACGAUGUCCAAUCGUCACAGCAAAGAAAAUUGUGACGAAUGCUCUGAAGCAAGCUCUUUAACUCUAACAUGACCCGCAGUAACUGCAUAUUUGUCCGGAAAAAGAAGUUUCAGCUUUGAAGAAUUAAAAGAUUGGCGUCCGAAACACGUCAGGAAGAUGAGCACACCUGCAGUCAACAUAAUGCCAUGCUCAGCAGCCAACUUGACUUUGAGACUUGGGAGGCCCAUGGAAGAAGAAAGCACUGGAGCAAUGGCCAGCCUGCCCCUGGGAUUUGGAAGAAAUAUAGAGGAAAGCAUAUUGAGGCCUGUUCCUAAUCUGCCCCAAAGUUCUGUGAGAAUAGCAGCCAAAAGUGUCACCAAGACACAGAGCGAUGUACUCCGAGAGCCCAUGCAUUCACCAUCAGCCAAUGAGUUGCUUUACUCCACGACCUUCCAGCCCUGAGAAAUCCAGAACCCUGAUCAAAAACACCCACGGUAG